Phragmites australis (common reed) is the source of this 2005-nucleotide messenger RNA. RefSeq lists its product as uncharacterized. NCBI's taxonomy places the organism in Eukaryota, Viridiplantae, Streptophyta, Magnoliopsida, Poales, Poaceae. The coding region runs from base 208 to 1797 and encodes 529 amino acids. The record is from RefSeq and is a predicted model, not a curated record. The transcript has 13 exons.
AGAAGGCUGCCAUACAAGUAAUCAGUCUGACCGAUGGGCCCCACCUUCUCGGUAAUUCUACCUUGCUCUUCGAGAAUUCGGGACGCGGAGGCGCCCGGGUUCCGUCGCUCCCCCCGUCGCUUCUAGGACCUUCCUCUAGGGUUAGGUCUCCACGCAGACCCCCCCCCCCCCUCAUCGGCUUCCUGCACCUUCCGGGGCAACAGCGCGAUGUGGCACGAGGCGCGGCGGUCCGAGCGGAAGGUCCACGACCUCAUGGACGCCGCGCGCCGCCGGGCGCAGCGCCGCGCUGCCUACCUCGCCCGCCGCCGUGGGGACCCGCAACAGGCCAUCCAGGUCUCCGGCACAAGGUGCCGCGUCCACCGGGACGACGCGCUCUACCAGGCCACAGAGGACCAGCAGGGAUUGAUACCGUGGAAUGGGAAGCAAGAUAUUUUGAUUGACAGAUUUGAUGGCCGUGCACUACUUGACUUCAUCCGAGACUCUAGCUCUCGGCCUUUUCGAGUCCAAGAAAAGUCUGAUGAAGAGGAAGAGUUAGAGGAAUUUGUUAAUUUUGAACGUUAUCGGGAUUUGAUUAAGCAUCGUCGUAGAGGAUUCUCUGACGAGGCGGGCUGGCAGCAUGUUGUGCAAGAGUUGGAGGCAAAAGCUGUUCUUCCUUUUAGCUUUGAGAAACCUCAAUCCUCACAGCCUCCUGCUAGCAAAGGUGCAUAUUCACAGGUUGGAUACUCAUACAAAGGGGAUGAUAAUGAAGAAGCUGAAGAUCUAAACAGUGAUGAUGAAGAAGAAGAUGAUGAGGAUGACAAGGACUUCAGCAGUGAUGAUAGCAGUGAUGAGCGGAUGGAAAGUAUAGCCAAGGAGUUUGGGGUAAAAAGAUAUAACUGGCUUGUUUACAUGGACAAAAAAGCUAAAGAAGAGGAGAAGCGGCAGAAAGAAAUUAUUAAAGGCGACCCUUCCAUUAAAAAGUUGAGUCGUAGAGAAAGAAGGAAAGCUUCUCAAGUUGAGAGGGAAAGAGAGCGGGAUGCAGCACGUUAUGUUGGAAGGGUAUCUUGUCAUGAUCCUUAUAGGGAACAAAGGAGAAGCCCGUCAUAUGAUGCAUAUUCUAGGGGCAGAAGAUCAAAGUCACAAUCAAGAUCUCGAUCACCUUCCUAUUCUAGACGUCAUGGCCGUGUUACACAUGCUGAAAGCAGUUAUCGGAGCAAGCCAAAGCCUCCAAAGGUUGAAUACAUUACUGAAUUUGGAGGUUCAGAUGCCACAAGUGAGCCGAAAAUUGCAGGGAUCUCUCCGCCUUCAUCUCCAAUACGAAUUGACAUACCUAACCGGUCAUCAGGCGGCCAAAUUCUUGAGGCACUUCACAGUGACCCUGCAUCUUCUUUGUCUGUGGAACAGGAAAGAGGUGCAAAAACUUUGAAACUGCUCACCAGUACACCAGCACUAGCCAAACUAAGCAAGGGUGCUUCUGGAGGAACUGGUAAAACUCCCCAGACUGAAAAGAAAGAAACACCACAAGAAAGACUUAAAAGGAUAAUGAGCAAACAGCUUAACAAACAAAUUCGAAAGGACACAGCUGCUGAGAUUGCAAAGAAACGGGAACAAGAACGACAAAGGCAGAAAAAACUUGCAGAAGUGGGUCGAUACAGGCGUCGUAGCAGCAGUAGUCUUAGCCGUUCGCCACCAAGAAGGGGACGAUAUAGCAGAAGCCGUAGUAGGAGCAGAAGUCCAAGAAGGCACCAUUCUCGAUCACGCUCCAGUUCCCGGUCGCCGUCUCGCUCUCCAAGGUACAGAAGCAGGUCAAGACACUGAAAACACCCCAACUCUGCUGAUGAAGUGCCUUCCGUUGUAGCCUUACCAUGUUUAGUUUUAUUUACUUUUACCUUUCCCUAUAUUGUUAAUUUGUGUACUCAUGAGAAACCUCCUUGGUCCCUUUUUAGUCUUAUUGAGAGAGUGUAUUGUAUGGGAAUUGAUAUGAAUGAUUAAGAAUAUAAUAAUAUUUAAUGUGAAUUAAUAGUAA